CGCGCGCGCGAAGCACUCGCGUACUAGAAGUGAACCGCUUCCUCUAGUUCGAAAUCCGAAUAUAGGACUCGAAGACUUCGCUUAGUUGUACCAAGUGCGGGAGCCGCGGACUCUUGGAUUAUACCCAUACGAUAGUUUAUUAUAUUCGAGAUGCCGUUGUUGUACUUGCCCGAGAGAGUGGACAUGGCGCUGUCGAUCCAGUAGUUCCCAGGAGUCUGUGCUGCCGAUGCGAGAUGAGGGAAGUCACUUGGAUGCUAUUUUUGAUUCUUCCGUUGGUGAUUGUGACUCCGCGACCAGUGCAAGACCACAAUGGAGAAGAGGAAAAAGUCGAUCUCAACCCUCCCAGCGAGCUCGACCACGGCGAAGAUGAAGUGAUAUCCGUGAGCAUCACGUCCUCCGUCGCGGUCGGCAGGGGCAGGAGCAAGCCGAGGGAGAUCCUGGAACCGGACGACGAUCUGAUCGCCCACGAGUCCGCUUCAGUGACUCCCGCCAUAGCAACCAUCGAAACCACCACUCCCAGCAACGAAACUCACGAAGAACCAGCACCCACCUUAGCUGGCGCCAAUAUAGAGUUCAUCAAACAACUUCAUUCGAAAAAAGAAGCUCGAGGAACCCAUCAUCUAGAACAAGUUCACCCAUUCCAGUUGCAGAUCAAACAUCACACCACGAACGACUCCGACGCACACACGAGUCACGCAGAAGUAAAAGAAAUCACAGACACUCACGAAGACAUUGCAAAUAUACCAUUAGGUAGAUCAGUAGCUCUCUCGCCACCCUCGCAAAACUAUAUCCAAGGUCUAUCACUCGGUGAAAGGGGGCAGGGUCCGAGAUUGACAACUGUUAGUUUUAAUAUACUACACAACACGCCCAAACCGAUGUCUAAUUAUAACGAGCGCAAACCGACCCCGGCGUUUCCGGAGCGGCCUGUAUACAGCGAGCAACCGAAAAUAUACAGCCAGCCGGCGCAGGUGUACAGCGAACCCGCCAAGUUUUACAGCGAACCGGCAAAGAUUUACAGUGAGCCGGCGAAAGUUUACAGCGAGCCAGCAAAAGUAUACAGCGAACCGGCGAAGAUAUACAGUGAACCCGCCAAGUUCUACAGUCCCCACGCCUCGCUGAAUCUGCCGCCGCAGGAAGCGCCGGUCCCUACACCGUGGCAGGAAACACAAACGUUCCCGUCCACAGUCGUAGAUGCCGCGACGAGCACAACGACCGCACAGCCGGAGCACGGGCCGGAGAAGAACUACGAAGUGGACGAGAAGGACAGCGUGCUGACGGACGGUCAAGCGCACGGGGUGCAAGAGGGCGGUCAGGAGUGCAAGGACGACAGCUGCAAGGUGGGGUACGUGGUGGAGGGGCGGCAGUACCGCAAGUACCGCGUGGAGGAGCGCACGGCGGACGGGUUCAUCGUGGGCGAGUACGGCGUGGUGCGCAACGAGGACGGCGCGCUGCGCGGCGUGCGCUACACCGCCGACGGCGACGCCAGCCCCCGCCUCAUCUACGACGCGCUCAUGAAGUUCCUGCAGCUCUGAACACGCAUUACGACACAUACAUACGUAUUACUCGACCAAUUCAAAUAUACUGUGUGCCGCUGUUCUGUCUUGAACAUUCUUUGUGAAACGAUUAAAAAGUCAGUUAUCCAAAAGUAGUAGGAACUUAAUCAUAAUAAUCAUUAGUGGAAAAAAACCGUCUUUGCUCAAACAAAACGCUUCUAUAAAUUAUUAAGACUGACCCCCAUUUAUGAGUUUUAUAUCCGCUGUUUUGCACACAUGAUGAAUAAAAUGACCCUUUGCAGACUUCGAGGUUCUAGUGAUGGAAAAAUAGUUCCAACUUAUAAAAGUCAAUCUAGUUUUUUUUUAUACAUGGAAUGUACAUUGUAUUGAACAUAAGGCCUUAUGAGGAACUCGAUAUCGUCCACAUUCAGGAGGUAAUAGCUGUUUUAUCAGUGAGCAUGUAGCGUAUUUAUUUCACAUUAGGCAGUUAGGUAUUGGCAUUUGUAAAGCAAUAUUACGUAGUUCGCCUUGUUUAUAACGUUCAUUGAUUUGAUUUAAAAAUUGCACAAACAUUCUCUCUCAUAACUAUGUAAAACUGUUAUGUGAGCAUACGUUAUAAGAAUUGUGCCAUUUUUUAAAUAAAUAGAUAUUUAAGUAAAUAAUAAAUAGACAACAUUUCACAUGUUUAUAGAAUAUAAUGUAACUUAUUAGUGAAAUCAUACCUAACAUUCAGUCGAUUAUGAUUUGUCAUGAAACUUCAUUUUUUAAUGUCACUGCCUUAGACUAAGAUAGCCGUAAGUAGGUAUCUGUGCUAGAAAUUGUGAUCAAGCAGGCAAGUACGGUCGUCCGAUAAAUGAUAAAACAUGUGGCCGUCCCUAUCGUCCCAGAUGUUUUAUCACUUAUUGCGCGACCAUGCUUGCCUGCCAGAUCAAGGAAGCGAUCAAAUUUAAAUGUAUCUUUCUUUUUUCUUCCCUAAACACACUGAUAAAAUAAGUAGGUAGUUUAAGUACAGUCAAACGAAACCAAUAAAUAUGAAAGAACGA
Messenger RNA from Leguminivora glycinivorella, 2536 nucleotides. RefSeq lists its product as uncharacterized. The record is from RefSeq and is a predicted model, not a curated record. Bases 234 to 1532 code for a protein of 432 amino acids. The transcript is spliced from 2 exons. Lineage: Eukaryota; Metazoa; Arthropoda; Insecta; Lepidoptera; Tortricidae.